Messenger RNA from Cucumis melo (muskmelon), 512 nucleotides. Its product is annotated as protein RADIALIS-like 4. Bases 31 to 333 code for a protein of 100 amino acids. Lineage: Eukaryota; Viridiplantae; Streptophyta; Magnoliopsida; Cucurbitales; Cucurbitaceae. The transcript is spliced from 2 exons. The record is from RefSeq and is a predicted model, not a curated record. Gene Ontology annotation, molecular function: DNA-binding transcription factor activity.
GAUACAUAUAGAAUAACAAAAAUUAUAAAAAUGGCAUCAUCUACUACUUCCUCUUCAUCAUCUUCAUCUUCAAGCUGGAGUUCAAAGCAAAACAAAAUGUUCGAAAAUGCCCUUACAGUGUACGACAAGGACUCGCCCGAUCGGUGGCAGAAGCUGGCAAGAGCAGUCGGCGGGAAGACGGCGGACGAGGUGAAGAGACACUAUGAGAUGCUGGUUGAGGACGUCCAUAAUAUCGAGACUGGCAAAGUUCCUUUGCCUAAUUACUCUAAACAUUAUUCUUACAACAACUUUCUUGAUGAAGAACAAAGAUUGAAGGGUCUAAAGUUACAAUGAUUUGCAAUCACGUCAAGAUUGAAGUGAAGAAUAAAAGAUAAUACAAUUAUAUUAUUCAACCAAAGCUCCAAAACUGAAAUAUAUUGUCCUUGUAGAUAUAUAUAAUAAGAAAAUUAUUCUACAAAGUUUUUUCCACUGUACUAUAUAUACAUAUAUAAUAUAUGAAGUAUUUUGAUUAA